AUGGUCACAUCUACGCUCAUUGGCCCACUCAGUCUUUACAUCAAAAUCCGAUGCAGACCUCACCCCAUCACAAGCAGAUGCUCUUUUCACAUCUCAACUCAACACCUCCCAACCUACCUCUCCCCAAACGCCUUCAUAAUAACCUCCAUCACCACAUCACUUUCUGAAUCAUCAAGACUCCACGCCGACCUCAUCAAACACGGCACCAUUCUCCCCAUCCCCUCAGAUUCAUCACCAGGAGCGCAACUAACAGUCACCACCGCAUCUCUCACACCCGAACAAAUCGCAAAUCAACACCCUUAUCUCAGCACUAAGCAGAAGGCGAGACUCAUUUCACUGUUGAGGUUCUGGGAAAUGGAAUGUGAGAGGUGGAGGGUGUUGGAUGAGGAGGAGGCUGCGAUUUUGAGGGAGAUGGAGGAGGAGGAGGAGGGGAUGAGUGGGGGCGCGAGGAUGGAUUUGGGGAUUCAGUUGAGGAGGAAUAGGAUGAUGAAGUUUAUGGUUCCGAGUCAGAGGGUUGAGGGAGGUGAUGCGGGUGGAGAGUGA
Molecule: messenger RNA, 543 nt
Organism: Glarea lozoyensis ATCC 20868
Lineage: Eukaryota; Fungi; Ascomycota; Leotiomycetes; Helotiales; Helotiaceae
Exons: 1
Coding region: 1-543 (180 amino acids)
Source: RefSeq, a predicted model, not a curated record